AUGAAUGUGCUGGCCUAUGCAGAUGACACACUUAUUACGUGCCGAGGCAUCUCUUAUGAAGAUGCAGCCAGAAAGGUGACUAUUGGAACCUCACUUAUGGUGGAACGAAUCCACCAGCUGGGUCUUGAGGUAUCUCUACCAAAGACGGAAGCUCUUCUUUUCCAUGGCCCAAGAAGAGGACCCCCUCACAAUGCCCAUAGUAGAGUAUAUGGGGAGGUUGUGGCGGUUAAGGCCCAAAUGAAAUACCUAGGCCUUAUUCUGGAUGGCCGUUGGCAAUUUAAGGCGCACUUUGCCAGUCUUGCCCUCAGGCUGAUGUCUACAGCCGCAGCCCUCAGCCGGCUGCUUCCUAACGUUGGUGAGCCGAACGCCACAUGUAGGCUCCUUUACUCUCGCGUCCUGCGUAGUAUGGGCCUAUAUGGUGCUCCUAUAUGGGUAGAUGCCUUUUCUGCGGAAAAUAGGGCUCUACUGUGCAGGCCACAGAGGGCAAUAUCAUUGAGAGCCGUCCGCGGGUAUCGGACGGUAUCCUUUACAGCGGCAACGACCUUGGCUGCAGACCCUCCCUGGCAUCUGCAAGCUCACAUUCUUGCGGAGGUCCACCGUUACAGGGCUGGGAGAAGAGCGGCGGCAGAAUUCCCGGAAGAAGAAGAAGUGCGAAACAUCCGGGCGUUAGCCCAAGUAGAGACACUUCGCCGCUGGAGGGUAGAGCUCGGCGGAGCAGAAUAUGGGCUGACAACGGUAGAGGCUAUACUGCCGCAUCUGGAACGAUGGGUAGAAAGGCGGCAGGGAACCCUGGCUUUUCACAUGGUGCAGAUACUUACUGACCAUGGAUGCUUUGGUAAGUACCUGCACCAUAUAGGGAGCGAGGAAUCCCCCAUGUGCCAUGAGUGUGGCGCGCAGGUAGACACGGCGCGUCAUACUCUCGAGGAGUGUCCUGCAUGGGGGUUUCAGCAGACCACCCUUCAGGCAAUACUAGGAGCAGACCUUUCGUUGCCGAGCGUUGUUAAUGCCAUGCUCGACAGCGAAGAGGCAUGGAAAGCGAUGGUCUCCUUCAGUGACCAAAUAAUGUCACAGAAGGAGGCAGCGGAACGUGCGCGCGAGAAUGACCCUGACGCGCACCCCCUCCGCCGGCGACGGGCUGGAGGCAGAGCCAGGCGCUAUGCGCACUUGCUGCAUCCACCGUAG
Messenger RNA from Cydia splendana, 1182 nucleotides. RefSeq lists its product as uncharacterized. The transcript has a single exon. The record is from RefSeq and is a predicted model, not a curated record. The coding region runs from base 1 to 1182 and encodes 393 amino acids. Lineage: Eukaryota; Metazoa; Arthropoda; Insecta; Lepidoptera; Tortricidae.